Lactuca sativa (garden lettuce) is the source of this 357-nucleotide messenger RNA. Lineage: Eukaryota; Viridiplantae; Streptophyta; Magnoliopsida; Asterales; Asteraceae. The record is from RefSeq and is a predicted model, not a curated record.
AUGGUAACCAUUCAAGCCGAUGAAAUUAGUAAUAUUAUUUGUGAACGUAUUGAGCAAUAUAAUAGAGAAAUAAAGAUUGUAAAUAUCGGUACCGUACUUCAAGUAGGUGAUGACAUUGCUCGUAUUCACAGUCUUGAUGAAGUAAUGGCGGGUGAAUUAGUAGAAUUUGAAGAGGGUACAAUAGGCAUUGCUCUUAAUUUGGAAUCAACUAAUGUUGAUGUUGUAUUAAUGGGUGAUGGUUUGCUGAUACAAGAAGGGAGUUCUGUAAAAGCAACAAGAAGAAUUGCUCAGAUACCAAUGAGUGAGGCCUAUUUGGGUCGUGUUCACAUCAGUGGGAUAUUUCUAUGCGGGUCUUAG